This is a messenger RNA of Mytilus trossulus (common blue mussel), 3261 nucleotides long. Its product is annotated as hypoxia-inducible factor 1-alpha-like. The transcript has 15 exons. Gene Ontology annotation, biological process: cellular response to hypoxia; regulation of transcription by RNA polymerase II. NCBI's taxonomy places the organism in Eukaryota, Metazoa, Mollusca, Bivalvia, Mytilida, Mytilidae. The record is from RefSeq and is a predicted model, not a curated record. Bases 134 to 2191 code for a protein of 685 amino acids. Gene Ontology annotation, molecular function: RNA polymerase II transcription regulatory region sequence-specific DNA binding; DNA-binding transcription factor activity, RNA polymerase II-specific; protein dimerization activity.
AAAUGUACUUUGCGGUUAUCUCCCAUGUGUGUGAAAUAGAGCAUCCUGUUUUCAUUUUGUGACAAAGUUGUCAGAAAGAACAACAGAUUAAUAUCUUUGGAAUUAACUAUUUAUUUGGAAUAUUUUUAUAAUUAUGAGUGGUACAACAAAAAGAAGGAGUUCUGAGAAAAGAAAGGAAAAGUCUAGAGAUGCAGCUAGAAAUCGAAGAAGUCAGGAAGCUGAGAUAUUUUCCCAGUUAUGUAAUGCCCUUCCUGUUCCAAGUAAUGUCCAGGCCCAGCUGGACAAAUCUUCAGUCAUGAGAAUUGCCAUCAGUCAUCUAAAAUUGGCCAAAAUCAUAGAAAAAGCAAAUGACGAAGAUGAGAAAACUGAUCAUUUGUGGAUGAAAGCAUUAGAAGGAUUUGUCAUCAUCUUAUCAGCAGAUGUUGAUAUCAUUUUUGUAUCAGAGAGUGUUGCUAAAUACCUAGGCAUCUCACAGAUUGACUUAAUAGGGCAGAGUUUACUAGAGUUUCUUCAUCCAUGUGACCAUGAUGAGAUAGUUGAUCUCUUGUCCCACAAGACCACCAACAAGAAGAAGUCAUUGUUUCUUCGUAUGAAGUGUACUCUCACAACUAAAGGAAGAAGUGUCAACCUUAAAUCUGCUUCUUAUAAGGUAAUCAGAUUGUCUGGUGAGUUCAAAGAAUUUGAGAUGGAAGAAACUAGUGACGAGAAUAAGGAGAACAAUUCACAGCAGUACUACAUUGCUGUUGGAGAGCCGAUUCCACACCCAUCUGACAUAGAGAUUCCGCUGGACGGCAAUACCUUCCUGUCUAAACAUAACAUGGAUAUGACAUUCACAUACUGUGAUGAAAGAAUUGAGAAAUUGAUUGGUUAUGACAGUGAAAGUUUAGAGAAGGAAUCUAUUUAUAACUACCACCAUGCCUUAGACUCUGAGAACUUGGAGAAAUGUUACAAACAAUUGUUCUCCAAAGGACAGGUUAUGACUGAACGCUACAGAUUUUUAGCCAGGAAUGGAGGCUAUGUGUGGGUGAUCACCCAGGCAACCAUCAUAUACAACAAUCGUACACACAGACCAGAAAGUGUUGUGUGUGUUCACUAUGUACUUAGUGGUGUUGAAGAGAAGAAUUUGAUUCUGGCUGGGUUCCAGAAAGAAAUCAAAGAAGACAGUAUGUUGAAGUUUUUCAAACCAAGCACUGAGGAUGUCUUCCAACCUAAAUCAGAAAUCAACCAAGAAGAAAUGGAUAUGUACAUGGCUCCUGGCAUGACUAACAGUAUGAUGGCAGAUACAGCCAUUGACCUUACUCACCUGGCACCUAAUGCUGGAGAUGCUUGUAUACCACUUGCACUGCCUUUCGUCGCUUCUCCAGAGAUAACAACAGAUGAGAAUGUCAAGAAAGCUGAGGAUCUCUUUCCAAGCUUUAAGAAAGAGCCUGAUAGCUUCAUUGCUUGUCGUGGUCAAGACAAAUCAAAGAGUACUGGUACAACUCCAGUGAUGUCACCAGGACAGCCCAGUCCUCCAACACCAGAGGAUUAUUUGACACCUUUCGACCCCAAUGACAUGGACUUUAUGAACACUUUCUUCACUGAUGCACUACCAAGUAACAAUAAUGAUACUUUGGAGGAAUUAAGCAUGAGAGCUCCCUAUAUAUCUAUGAAUGCAGAAAACGACUUCCAACUUUACCCGCCUACAAGUGAAGAGUUACUUGGUUUAAACAAAGAUUUCAAUCCUAUGUUCUAUGAAAGAACAGAAUCAGUGUUUAUACCGAAGGAGAAGAUAUUCCCAGAUCCACCAAAGGAGACUUCUCCAAGCCUCAGAGACUUAUUGGAAGCCCAAAAUGCUCUCUCCAGUAUAGAGAGGCCACAGGAUAAACAGAUCCUUUCAAUGAAGAGACCAUUGGACAAGAGCAGUCUUGAGAAGGGACCACCUGCAAAGAUGUUUAAGAGAGAAACUGGACAACACACAAGUCCAAAAGCCAAGUCCAGUUUUGACAGUGUACUCCUCAACCUGUUGUUGACAGGGGAGGACAAACAGUAUGGUUACACAACUAAAGAUCUGAAGUCACCUAAAGUUCCAAAGGUGACCAUAGCCCAGCCAAGAGCAGCUCCAAACAUAUCACAGCCACAGCGGACUAUUCUCCCAGGAAAGGACCUCUGGUAUACUCUCAAGAUGAUGACCCCAGACGUCUCAAUGUAAAAACUUGACUCAAAUGAAAGCUUGAUAGUGUGUGUAGUCAUCUAUAUAUUCCAUUUGUAGUAACUCUAUGAUGACAUAUAUCUUAUAUUGUAAGGUGACAUAUAUUGUAUAUUGUAUGACGACAUAUAUUGUAUGAUGACAUAUAUACUGUAUGACAAUGUAUGAUGACAUUAAAUAGGGCAAUGCCGUAUUUCAUCAUCAUUCUUUCGGAAUUUGCUUCAUAGCUAUGGUACGUGUAACAUAAGUUUAAGACCCAAGUGCAAUUAUGGUUGGUACUUUUAAAAAAGAAAAAAUCAGUUUGAAUUGUGCAAACGAGAGGUUUGACGCAAAUUAUUAAGCGUUGGUAAAUAGGAAAUUUCGCUUUCAUGUAAAUAAAAGAUCAAAGCCAUGGAAACAGGGUACAGGAUAAGAACAGUGUUGUUGAAUUGACUUUUGACAAAUAGAUAUUUAUGGAAUAGCCUUUAUUUACUCAUUUUCAAUUCUUGGUGGUGUAUUUCUUUUAUUUCUAUUCCUGUCGCCCUGUGCAAAAAAAAGAGAGGAUAAGUUUUCACAAAAACCUGUUUUGCAGAUCAUUUGUAUAAAAUCACAGGCUGUCAAAUCUAAGGAGCGUCAACAUAUGCUUUUCAUAAAACAUGUAUCACAAGAGAUUAGAAAUUUUUCAUGAACACUUGGAAAAAUACAGAAGAAAUAAUUUGUUUGUUAAAUUUGCUGUGAUGUUUUUUUUUCCAUGGCACUUCAGUCACAUUUGUUAAAUUUGUUGAAUUUUUGUAUCAAUAUUAAUUUGUAUAACUUAAAAAUUUUAACACUAGAUCUAGAAUACAUUGUUUGAGAUAUUUUAUUAGAAUAAACUAUCAUGUUUUAACUCAUUCUGACCAGCGUCAGAAGUUUUUUUAGCAUUUCGAAGUUAGUUUCUUUCCCCUUCAUCUAUUAUGUCCAUUAUUAUUUAUUGCAAUUUUUUUUUUCUAAUGCCUGUUUGCUUCUCAUUAAACAAGUUUGAAAAUCGGCCAUCAUGUUAUUAAUGUACAUAUAAAUGUAUAUAGAAUAAACUAAGAAAAAAAACAAUAAAAAAA